Trichoderma atroviride IMI 206040 is the source of this 2633-nucleotide messenger RNA. The record is from RefSeq and is a predicted model, not a curated record. Lineage: Eukaryota; Fungi; Ascomycota; Sordariomycetes; Hypocreales; Hypocreaceae.
AUGCCUCUCCCUCCGCCUGUGUCUGCCACAGCGAGGCAAACAAUAAGAGCAGCAUAUGAUGAUCUCAAUCGGACAAUUACCCCGGCAGACUCGCGCGACUUUCGUGCUACGACGAUCAAGAGUGUACGAGAUGCGGCGCUCGAAAUCGAAAGGCAGCUUGCCGCGAGAGGAUCGCUUCGCAACAUGCGUCGUCUCAUGCCUCUAUUCAGAGGAAUAGAGCACUACUCAAAGGUGAUGGAUAUUCUAUGCAACGGAACCCCAUAUCUGCCGUGGAUAUGGGCACCGAUCGCUCUCAUUCUGCGAGUGGCUUCAGAACACGUGGAAGCUUUUGAACAGAUCAUCAAGGGCUAUGCUCAGCUUGCUGAGUCGCUUGGAAGGUUCGAGAUUUUAGACAAUGCCUUUAAAGACGACCACGACUUUCAACAAGUCUUGGCCGUCUUCUAUGCCGACAUUCUUCAGUUCCAUAAACAUGCUUACAAGUUUGUUCGGCGAAGCGGUUGGAGGCUAUUAUUUCUUACUUCUUGGGGUCGAUUUCAGCGACGAUUCGAUAGCAUCAUUGAAGACAUGGGACGUCAUAGCGACUUGAUUGACAAGGAAGCAAAUGCUCGCAAUAUUUCCGAAGCACAAGAAAUGCGUCGCGAUCUCCGUGCUUGGAGGCAAGAGAAUAUUGACAAGGUGAAAAGCCUCGAAGGCGAACAAGCUAUCAAGCAGUAUCAGUCAAUCAUUGCGUGGAUGAAUAUUGACGAGUCGGACCAACUGGCCAUCUUUGAUUCAAUCAUGGCAGAGGGGCGCAAUUAUCCAGGCACAUGCGCAUGGAUAUUGAAGAACCCCAAGGUCAGCUCCUGGCUCCAGAAAAGGCCAGAAUCGCCAAUCCUUUGGUUACAAGGCACGCCUGGAUCUGGGAAGAGUGUGAUUUCCACCCAACUCGUCAAUUUUAUGCAAACAGCCAAGAUGUUUGUCAUGUAUCACUUUUGCACUUAUCUAUACAUGUCAUCUACCAUGUAUGAGCAGAUACUGAGAUCACUGCUUAUGCAACUGCUUCGAAAAGAUGGUGACCUAGUCGCUCACGUCUAUGAAGAAUUCGUUCUCGGAAAGAAGUCACCAACAAUAUCUGCCUUGGAGCGGCUCUUACAGCUUCUUUUCAAAAGCGUAUCUGAUGAGCCAUCUCAAACAGAGUAUUUCUGGAUAAUUCUAGACGGACUAGAUGAAUGCGAGCCAGACAAGCAAGCGCGAGUUAUAAGCUUGAUGAACCAGGUCACGUCUCAUAGAUCACUAUCCGGAAAUGCGGUUUGUAAAGUCCUCAUAUCAAGCCGCUCUUCAACAACAUUGUCGCAUUGGCUACGCAAAAAACAGAUUGUUUCCCUCAGUGAAGAGAAAUAUUGCUUAGAGGGAGCAAUACGGCUGUAUGCGGCUCAAAGACUGCAAGCACUCGAACAUAGGUUCCAUCAACUCGAUAUCGCGCCAGGAGAAUUGGACGAUAUUGAACGUCAAAUCGCAAAAAGGGCAGACGGAAUGUUUCUAUAUGCUCGACUGGUACUAGAUUACCUCUCUACCAAUGUAUUCUAUAGUUGCGACGAGAUUAAAGCUUCUGUCAACCAGCUGCCUGAGAAAAUCAACGACUUGCAAGUCAUCCACUAUGGUUACCACAAAAUCUUGACUCAAGUGCUUAUUCAUUUGGAUUCUCGAUCUGUAAACAGGAUCAAGUGUGUGCUUGGUUGGAUCGCAUUUGCAAAACGUCCGUUGAAGAGACUCGAAUUUUUAUCUGCCGUUACUUUCAGCGCUGGGGAUCCAAAUGUUGCCCACCUCUGUCCUCAAUACAUCUUGGACAUCUCGCUCGAAGAACACGGCGUAGCGGCUGUUACUUGCUUGCUUUCCGGAUCAGAAGUAUUUUACACAGCAUACGAUAAACAGAUCACAUAUCAUCGAGUAGUCAAAGGUCUGCAUGGCUUUCAUAUUUAUGCUACUGAAUAUUGGACAGAAUAUCUGCUGUCUCGCGCAGAGUACGUCAGCGGGUUGGAAAACAAUUCGCUCUUGUUUGCCAUGGCUUGUCAAAUGGCGGAUAAGCUCAAUGGGAUGGCUGGUUUAUUGGCAGAGGAACAAUUUCAGACACAAUCCAGCGUACAGGAUGAAAACGCACAGGAUAAAAGAUUAGCAUAUCUGCAACAGUAUCCGAUUUUACAAAAGCAGGUUAGAGCAGCCUUGGAGGCCAGAUCGAUCAAGCAAUUGGAAUACGAGCUUUUACAAACACCUGCUUCGCAGGCUUCCCUUGCUUUAUGUGGCAUUUCAGAUAUGCUCGCAGUGUACCAAGAAACCGUUAGAUCGAUACUCGAUCAAAGCGACCAUCCAGGAAUAUCUUCUGAAGAGCUCGAGCUGUUCAAGAGCCAGUUUCGAGCUUCUGCAUAUACCUGUCGGCUCAAAUCGUGUCCUCGAGCUACAUUGGGCUUCGAGACGGAUAAAGCUCGCCUUGACCACGAAAUAGCUCACGUGCGAAAAUUCAGGUGCACCUUUCCAGAUUGCCAUUUCCCGCCUUUUCUAUCGGCGCAGGCUCUUAAAGGUCAUACCAAUAAAUAUCAUAACCCAAAUCCUGCACCCAAAUCUAUAAGAAAUAUCCAGACGCCACGACCACCGAAAAG